This is a messenger RNA of Linepithema humile (Argentine ant), 2370 nucleotides long. Its product is annotated as SH3 domain-binding glutamic acid-rich protein homolog. The record is from RefSeq and is a predicted model, not a curated record. Lineage: Eukaryota; Metazoa; Arthropoda; Insecta; Hymenoptera; Formicidae. Gene Ontology annotation, cellular component: cytoplasm.
UGACGUAGCCAGGCCAGGCCGAUAGCGGAGCCCGGACUUAGGCCGGUCCAUCUCGCCCGUUAGAUUAGUGCGUUAGCGUCAGCGUGUGAGCGGUUAAUAGCACCGAGCACCGUCGCCACAAGCGACCGGUUGGUGGUCGUCUACCGUUGUAUCGCGGAUCCCCGUCUCAUCGUCCCUGUGUCGCACGUACGUCCGGUGCGCCGCCUAAUCGGAGCGCAGUACAGCGAGAGAGUGCGCAUCGUCCAGUCCCAGGGAGCAGCCGGCUGGCACAACCAACGAUGGUCGUGAAAAUCUACAUAUCGGGUAUCAGCGGCAACAAGGAAGUAAAGAAAAGACAACAACGUGUCUUGAUGAUUCUAGAUAGCAAAAAUGUGGAAUAUGAGAUUAUCGAUAUCACAGAACCAGGCAAGGAGCUAGACAAAGAAUUUAUGCAAGCUAACAGUAAUGCCAGGUCCAACAAGUAUCCACUGCCACCACAAAUAUUUAACGAAGACGAUUAUUGCGGAGAUUAUGAAGACUUUGAUGUAUCAAACGAAAUAGAUGAACUGGAAAAGUUUCUGAAAGUGACACCAGCAGUCAGUACUGCGGAAAUCACUCUCGACUCAAAAUCUCAGAGUAAUGAAAUUCAAGAGAAUGGAAAUACUUCAAGUCGAGAGCUUUCUGCGGAGAAGGAAGCGGAUGCUGUCUCUGACAGUUUACCAGAAAGAACGACUCUAGAAAGCGAGAAUAAAGCAUUAGAUGAUUCUAAACCAACUGAAGUAGAUAGCGCGGCAAAAACUGUUACUAGCGAUGAAGGUGCUGAAGAGAGUGGCGAUAAAAAUGAGGAGAAGUCCGACGAUCAAGAGAAAGAGGAAUAGAUACGAGAUAAGCCCAUGUAAAGCUGGGAUAUUCCACAUGACAUCCUUCCUUUUCCACCCACAAGCAUAUUUUGCAAAGCUACGUUUAUUACAUUACUAAGGCUGAAUGAAGGUACUGCCAAGAUAAUAUUCUGUAUUGCGGAAAGUCUGUUGAAUGAACAGUACAAGUGACGCAUAGAACAUACUUUUAUAGAAUAUACUUUGUAUUUUAGAUCAAACGCGUCUCUUCACCAAUGUUUCGCAACAGGUCUGAUUAGGUGAUAUGAGACAAUUCCUUCAUAUCGCUACCUUUGUACAUGUCUUCACGUUUGUCCAUUAUUUUGCAUUAUUUUACACUGCACUGCACUUAAUACAUUAUAGCAAUCCCGAUAGUGAAAUUGAAGUCAUAUAUUUUUCUUUUAUGCGCACGCAACUCUGUUGCCGCGUGCAAAGCGUAUAAUUAUGAAUGUAGGAUAUAGCAACGCACGCAUAUACACAAUAUCAUUUGAGACAUACGGGAAUAAAUGCAUAGAUAUAAAAUUUGUAUUAUAAUCAGAUUUUUUUUUAUGUUUAAAUAUAACUGAUUGUUAUACACAUGAGAAAAUUUUGAUAUUUAUAUUGUACUGUACUCUUUAAUCAAACGUACACGCAGUAUUAAGGAUAGUUUUGUCUUAUGGAACUUCUUAUAUUUGAAUAUUUUAUUGCGUUAAGAUAAUCAAACAGUCUUUCCAAAUGCGCUAUAAAAAAGUUAUCGAUUUCUUCAAGUUAUUAUAUAUUGUAUGUAUUAGAAUUUUAGAAUUAAGGAAGAAACAAAAAAAAAAAGAGAUUCCUACAAUUUUUAUAAAUCAAUUAUAAAUAUCUUAUUUGCGGUAUAAGAGCAACUAAUCGUUCUCGGUUCUUGUUAACAAAAUUAUACGCAUCAGUGGUGUAUAUGACUCACGGCAUGACAUAAUUUCAUUGAUAUAUGUGUAUAUGAUUCAUGCUUAUUCAACACAAUCCAGCCCUCAGAAUCUUUUGUUGAUUUCGAAACUUGAAAAGAAUUCUAUUUACAAAAGAACAAAAAUUUAAGACUUAUGUUGUUUUGUCUAUAAAUUAUAUUGUAAUAUAUAAAAGUUUAUAAAAAAAAUUCUCACAACUGCUGCUAUUGGGACAAGCACAAUAAAUUUUUGCUAAUAUAUGAGAGAUCUUUCGUUCACACAAAACAAACGGAACACGCGAUAAAAAAAGUUUACUCGUGUAAUCUCUAUUGUUUUUCAAAAUAAUUUAUUCUAAAAUAAUACGGUAAUGGCAGUUGGAACAAUUGAGAGGCCUAUAAAUUAUUCUUCCACUUACUUUAAUCAUAAUACUUUCUUCCUCUAUUAUGCUGCGAAAAAGUAAUAUGUUGCGAGACGAUUAAUAUUAAAUCUUUCAUCGCUUAUCUUUCUCUCUAUUGUUUAAACGAUACUAUUAUAAAAAAUUAAGCUUUACGCAUUCGCUACAAAUUGCUUUGUUAUACAACAAAUAAAUAAAAUAAAACAUUAUUUUUGCUAUUAUA